GAAAUCAAGAGUAAUCAUUUUCUGCACAAAGACUCUAAUUUAGAGAGGGAGUAUAUUACAUUACAAAUGACUCGAUCUACUUCCAUCUUUAUUCUUCGCCGGUAAAAAGCAAAACAGAAUGGUAGCGUUUGAAGAAUUACCGGAAGGGUGCAUUGCCGCCAUACUAUCUUGUACCACUCCAGCUGACGCCGGCAGAUUCUCCGUCGUUUCCAAGACAUUCCGUUGUGCCGCUGAUUCGGACGCCGUAUGGAAUCACUUUCUCCGUUAUGAUUCCCAAUUCAUCGACUUCAUCAUCUCACACUCUCCUCCUUCCAUUGCCAACACUCCAACCAAGAAGGCUCUCUUUCUCACUCUAUCUGACCGCCCUAUCAUCAUCGACAAUGCUCAAAAGAGCCUUCAAUUGGAUAGAAAGAGUGGGAAAAAGUGUUACAUGCUUGCUGCUAGAUCUCUCGCCAUUGCUUGGGGUGAUGAUGAUCGAUAUUGCAACUGGAUUGCUGUACCUGAUUCCAGGUUCCCCAAAGUUGCUAAGCUUCUUCAUGUGCGUUGGCUUGAAAUUCAUGGAAAGAUAAACACCAAUGCCUUGUCCCCAAAUACUCAGUAUGCGGCUUAUCUUGUGUUCAAGAUGAUUGCUGCAUUUGGAUUUGAGAAUCAUCCUCUGGACUUGUUAGUUCGUGUAGAAGGUAGUCAUAGAAGCACUAAAAUUGUAUGUUUGGAUACAACCUUGGUACGUAGGAACAAAGAACUAAUAUGUCUCCGUCUUUCUGGGGCUAGUAUGUCGCACAGCAAAGUAGUAGGACUACGACGUCCUAGUGUGAGACGUGAUGGGUGGUUGGAGAUUGAGAUGGGAGAGUUCUUUAAUUUAUGCCUCGGAGGUGUAGAAGUCCACAUUAGUGUUAUUGAGAUAGAUGGUGAUUUGCCGAAGGGAAAUUUCUUUCUUGAAGGAAUAGAAGUUAGACCUAAGGAAGACAAUUAAGCAACAUUCACUGAAUUAUGUAGGGGUCUUGCGUCUUGGAUGACAGAAUACUGCUUGAAGAUUUGAAGUCUCAACUUUUCAACAUAUUGUGAUGUAUAUUCAUGUUCCAAACGGUCUAUUUGUAAAUUAUAUUUCUUAUUAUAAUUAUAGUACGGUAGUUCAGUACAUACUGGGAUAGUUGUGUUUUGGAUGUUCAACUAUAUACUUGAUACAAUAUUUAUUUGCUGCCAUGUUUUAUUUA
Messenger RNA from Medicago truncatula (barrel medic), 1214 nucleotides. Its product is annotated as F-box protein PP2-B11. Lineage: Eukaryota; Viridiplantae; Streptophyta; Magnoliopsida; Fabales; Fabaceae. The coding region runs from base 119 to 973 and encodes 284 amino acids. Gene Ontology annotation, molecular function: protein binding. The record is from RefSeq and is a predicted model, not a curated record. The transcript has 3 exons.